Durio zibethinus is the source of this 5434-nucleotide messenger RNA. RefSeq lists its product as uncharacterized. The record is from RefSeq and is a predicted model, not a curated record. Lineage: Eukaryota; Viridiplantae; Streptophyta; Magnoliopsida; Malvales; Malvaceae.
UUGAAUCACGGUGAAUGUUGGUACAAACUUGCUUUUUUGUGGACAGAACCUGAUGCCCUUUUUGAUGUGUGAGUGGGUGGUGCUGUUUUUCUCACCUUCUCAUCUCUCUCUCUCUCUCUCUCAAAGCUUAAACAGUACUAAAAAACACCUCCUUUCUCUCAUUUUCUCCUCAAAAACUCUCUUUGAAAACUGCAACUCAAAUUCCCAAGGUUUGUGUGCCCUCAUCUUCUCUUCUACCUCCUUCAUUCUGGAUCUUCUCUACAUCUACUCCAUCUGCUGUUGUUCAAAGCAUCCAUCUUUUCUCCUGUGUCUCUUGUUGGACUUGAUCCUUUUCACUUGUGUUGAACGUUGAAACUCUCUUUGUCUUUUGAGCUUCUGGCUUCCUCCAACUAUUUGAGAAGGAGAAGGAGAAGGAGAAGGAGAAUCUAACCCAUGGCUAAACAGAUGAACUUUCGAGUGGGGGUUUUUGAUCUUUGUGAAUACUGAUAGCCGCGGCUGCUGCUUUGUUUGGAGGUUUGGGGUUAUCGGAACUGCUAAAAGAGAGAAAUAAGAGACAGGCAAAGAGGAAGAGAGAGAGGGGUAGUGUUAUGCUGAAGAUAAGGGGCAGUGCUGGAGAUAGAAUCAGUAUCAGUGUGCUUGUGACUGUUGUAAAAACAGCACAAGAAGAGAGAAGCUUUUCAUCAGAUGUUAUCCGUUGAAAACCCUCCACCAGAUCCCCCAUGUCCUUGCCAAUUUCUGCAGCUGAAAAGUGGUAGUGAUGAAAUUGAGAGACCUCCUCAUAAGCUUCCCUUGCGUGAGCUAGAUCUGCUAAAGCAGCCAUCACUUGAUAGUAAUCAUAACCAGCAUCAUCAUACCCCACUCCCCAAAUUCUCCAUAAGAGAUUAUGUGUUCAAUGCCCGGAGCAAGGAUAUCAAGAAGAGUUGGCCGUUUUCUCAAAAAAAUUUGCGACUUUGUUUGAAGCAUGGCUUGAAGGAUCCAUUGCCACCUUUUCAGCCUUUUGAUACAGUAAGAAACCAAUUCAUAGAGAGAUGUGCGAUUGAAACCAAUCCAUUUGAGAAGCAAAAUGCAAGGAAAGUCGAUGAAGAAGUAUCUGGCUCGAACCAUCAUGUGGUACUAGAGUCAUCAGAUGAUGCUCACUCACACCAUAACCUAGCAGGUGCUUGCAUAGACAAUAGCUCGUGCAGAUCCGGAGGAGAACAUGAAAAUGAUUUACCCUUCACAACAACAAGUGUUUCUCAACCUGAAAUAGACUCGGUUCUCAUUAACAAGCAGUCCAACUUACCAAUCGAAUCCAAUACGUCAGUGGAAGCAUCAGCCGAAGUUCAAGCAUCUGGCAUUUUUAAGUCCCAAAAGACUGAAAACACUACCCGACCCUCAGGCAAGAAGUGCAGAGUAAUAGUGAAAUUUGGUGCCCAUUCUGAUCGUUGCUCGACUGAAGAUAUUGCUCCGAAUUGUACCAUGGUAUCAGAAUCCAUGGCUUCAAAAGUUUGUCCUGUUUGUAAAACUUUUUCGUCCUCUUCGAAUACCACCUUGAAUGCUCACAUCGAUCAGUGCCUUUCUGUUGAGUCAACUCCCAAAUGGACAGUGGAUUCUAAUCUUUCCAGGCAUAGAAUUAAGCCAAGAAAGACGAGACUGAUGGUGGAUGUAUAUGCUACUGCCAAACCGUGCACAUUAGAAGAACUUGACCGGAGGAAUGGUACAAGCUGGGCCACUGCAUCAAACAUUCCUCCUAGACAGGAUUCUGAGAGGGUUGAAAAAUAUGUUGAAGGGAAAAAGCAAAGAGUUUCCCCAAUUAAUCCUGAGGAUGAUGGUGAUGUAGGCGCUGUUUAUAUUGAUGCCAAUGGUACCAAACUUCGGAUUUUAUCUAAGUUUAAUGACGUGCCACAAGUGUCAAAAGUUGGAGAUGUUGUUGAACAGCACAAAUCUUUGAAAGGAGGUAAAGGAAGCAAAUUCUUUUCAACCAAAAAGAAAAGGUGCCAUGCCCCAAAACAUCACAAGUAUCUUAAACUUGCUCCUCAAAGUAGAAAAUUUUUCUCACAGAAGACUCGUUCUUCAACGAUUGUUGGAGCUCAAGAAGAAGAAGGGUGUUGUGGAAUAGAAGAAAGCUGCAAGAGUAAGGGACCACAUGUGCCAAAAAAAAUCAAAUCCAGUGAUUCUAUAAGGUUUAGGGAUAGGGUUUGCUCUAAACAAGCAGGUCUUUUAAGGAAGCCUAAUAAUCAAGAUAGACAUCGACCUUUGAUUUGUAAACGGCAUGUUACUCAAGACUUGUGGGUUCAGAGUGAACAAUCGCAUCAAGUUGAUCAUGUUGUGGAGAGAAAUUGUGUUCGCAUGUUUAAAAAUUCAUCUGAAAAUCCUAUUUCUUCUCCUGAGACAUGUGAGAGGGUAGAGAAGCCUGUUUAUGAAGCUCCAGUUAUUAAUAAGAGGGAGCGUUCUUUGGGAAGAAAGAGAGUAAGGAGUCCUUUAUUUGGAGCCAGACUCCGUAGCAAGGUGGAGAGGUCUUUUCACCCACUUAAGCAAAAUGCAAAUCAGUUCAGCAAAGACAAUCUCCAUCUAGAUGAGGAUCAUAGGGUGAGAUCUCUAAACUCAAGUGGAAAUUGCACAUCUUCAUUGCGCAAAAAGAUGGUUGAUAUUGAUGCAAAUAGUAAUCCUGAUACUCCUGCAACUGCUACUCCAACUUUUAGUCAUCAUUCUUUUACAUCCAAAUGCUUUAGAUUUUCCUCACCAAAGAAAAAUGUGCUGUCUGCUAGCAGCAGGUCAUCCGUGGUUGAGUCUAGGUCUAACUUGGUUAAGAAAUAUUCAACAAGGGAGAGUCAGUUGGAUUUUAUGGCAGAAAUAGAUGAGGAGGCAGUGGCCUGGGGUCCGGAGGCCUAUCAAGAAUGUGACUUGGUGCAUGAUGUUACUAAAAAGCAAUGUGUGGGGAAAGAGAUUACUGAAGAACUGUCAUUUGGUGGCAGCAGUGUCCAGGGAGCCGGAGAACAAAGAGGAAGAAGAAGUAUUUCCCAAAGGGAGGAAACAAUGGCUUUGAAGAGCAUACAAUUGGCACCUCACUGUUAUGAUCAUGAUGAGAGGGAGAACACGGAUUCUUCUGCAAGAGACAGUGAGGAUAUUCUGGAUAAAUUUGAUGGUUUGGAAACUGUUGAGGAGAGGGUUACUAAUUUGAGUCAGUCAGUAGAAACCAAGUUUAACAAACUGAGUAAUCUUUCCAAGAAUAGAUCCAAUUCUUCAGAGUCUAAUGAAGAUCAAGAUGGGCCUUUGUGUGGGGAUGAAGGACUGGAUGACCGUAGUGGGCCAAGUCUUGUUGAUAAAUCAAACAUGUUUUGUGCUGAAGUUGGCCAUGGUAUAAUUGGACAAACUGCUACUACCAGAGAAGAACUGGAUUCUGAUGAAGCACAAGGGAAAUCUUUUCCUGAGGUUGAUCCUAUACCUAUUCCUGGUCCACCGGGCUCAUUUUUGCCUAGUCCUAGGGAUAUGGGCUCCGAUGAUUUUCAAGGGAAUUCAUCAUUGACCACCAGCAGGAUUCAAUCCUCUCAAGAUCAGCUUGAUUUUGUAGAUGGGGAGUCAUCCGAUUCACCCAUAUCUGCAGUGUCAAUAAUCUCUAAUUCUGUGGAAGCUAGGUCAGAUUUGAAGUAUGCAGAACAUUUAGCAUUUGUUGUUGCUCCUGCAGCUCUAGAAAAGGACAGGUGUGGCUACUGUAUUGCAAAGUCUGAGCCCUUAUUUGAGAAUUGUGCUGUGGUUCCACAGACAAGUGCAGGACUAGAAAGAACUUUUGAAGGAGAGAAAUUUAGAGUCCAUAGGAUAUGUUUUGAAAAUAGACCUCUCAUUUUUAAAAAUGAUGAUCAGCCAUGCUGUUGCCAAAGAAAAGAGAGAUCCUCUCACGGUUUUGCCCUAAAUUAUCAGGAGUCACAGCUACUAACGCGACGACCAAUGGCUUCAAUGAUUCCACCUGCCAUGCAAAUUGGUUCCAAUCCAAAUAUCACUCCUAAUAAUUUGGAUGCAAGGCCAGAAACAUUUUCUCUGAAUAGCAGUGCAAGUUUAGGAUCUGAACAAAUGGUUCUUCCUGUCAUAAAACCCCCCGCAGGCCCCUUGCCUUUUAAAGGAUGCCUUGAAUCUGGUGUCAAGCUUUCCAGUCGUGGUGACUGUGAUUCUGCUACUCCAUCGUCUUCUAAUCCCAUUCUCAGGCUGAUGGGAAAGAACUUAAUGGUGGUUAACAAAGAGGAAGAUGCAUCUAAGCCACUUGGUCAGGCCCAGUCAUGUGCCCAGAGUAAUUGUCCAACUCCUAGCUUUCCAACUUCUUCUGGAAUCUCUCCUAGCAAUACCUGGAAUCAAGGUGGUCUGUCCUUCCAUCAUGCAAUGCCUCAGGAUUCUUUAAUCUUUGAUCAGAUUCCAAAUGAUUUGGUGGGGCAAUCUUUGGAUGUCCGAUUGACAAAUGGCUAUAGAAACUGUGCAAAUCUUGCAACACCACAAACGCUUGUGCAAUUUCCACCUGGUAUGUUUCUCGAUGAGCAUAUGGAUGGUGGUUUCACAGUGUCCACUGAGCUGCAAAAAUAUGGAGGUAACCAUAAUAUGCCACGUCGGCCAAAUAGACCUAAGAACAAGCUAGGUCCAGCAGCAACAUAUGAUAUGGAGAAAGUUGCAACUCUAGACUGCCGAUAUUGGAAUGGGGAUUCUGCUGUUUCCGGUAAGGAAGUCAUUGUCAUUGAUGAUGCUCCUGACAGUGAAACCAACAAGACAGCUGACAUUGUCAAUCACUAUGAAGGCUUGAGGGAAAGCCAACUAAUAUCAUCUGGUCUUUCAAUGCCAUUAGUUCCUAAUAGUAGUGCAAGGCACAGGAAUCCUUUUUCUCUUUAUCAGUCAGAGGACUCUUUACUAGGUGACCCAACAGUGGUGGCAAAUAACAACCUUCAUGCAACCCCACCUUCCAGACGAACCAAUGCAAGUCCUGUUAGGUGGGAUUGCACUUCAGAAGGUUCAGGUUUGAUGCAGCGGGGUCCUUUUAUGGCUGUAUCGCCAUCAACAAGCCAUCUCGGGUCUGCACUUUAUUAUUCUCCAAGUUUGUCUUAGCAGCUUUGCUUGGGAUGGGAGUUCUUAGAUGGUCUGUGCAUCGGCAGGUUUCUUAUCAAACGUGUACUGAAUCUUGAGCUUCUCCAUGACUACUGACAGAGAAACUUUUGGAGUUCAAAAAUGAUUUUCAACAGCUAAAGUAAUGGCAAUUUGAUUUAAUAGAUUCGGUGCAAGUUCAACAAUUGAGAUCUCAGAGUUUGUAUUUUUUUUUUUUUUCACUUACUGUUGGGCAAAAGUCUAUGCAGUUUUUGAGGCUUCUGCUUAGACUACUACAAAGUUAUCCCAAAGACCAGAUAAUGUAUAAGCAAUCCUCGAAUAAAAACUGACGAAGGGACCUGGGCUUAAAGCCAAUGGGGUUGAAAGUGUUCCUAUA